Messenger RNA from Perca flavescens (yellow perch), 5829 nucleotides. It is a transcript of the gene sox18, whose product is annotated as SRY-box transcription factor 18. Gene Ontology annotation, cellular component: nucleus. Gene Ontology annotation, biological process: angiogenesis; positive regulation of transcription by RNA polymerase II; vasculogenesis. Lineage: Eukaryota; Metazoa; Chordata; Actinopteri; Perciformes; Percidae. Gene Ontology annotation, molecular function: RNA polymerase II cis-regulatory region sequence-specific DNA binding; DNA-binding transcription activator activity, RNA polymerase II-specific. Bases 452 to 2212 code for a protein of 586 amino acids. The record is from RefSeq and is a predicted model, not a curated record. The transcript has 2 exons.
UUGAAAGAGGGCAGACAGACAGAGAGAGAGAGACGGUGACUCGGGCGUCCCGUGUGACGGAGGGGGAAUCGAGCUUUGGACAAACCGCUGCACCACACACUCCAAACACGAACUGUUGUCUUUUGAGAGAGAGAGAGAGAAAGAAAAAAAAAACGAGUGAAGAAAAGAAAGAGGCAGAGUCAUUGUGGAUCAUUUACAGAGGGGAAUAUCCUGCACCACAACUCGUUUCUUUUCUCUUUCUUUCUCGUCUUCCACCUCCUCUCAGAUCUCGAUGCUUUGCUUUGGGAUUUGUGCUCCAAAUCCAUCAAAUUCCUCUCUUGAUCUUUCUCUUCGUCAACCGAAACAUUUCGAGCUGCAAAUUUUUUCCAGAACUUUGCAACCCAACAAGCUGAGACAGACGUUUGCAGGAUUUCACUUGGACUAAAAAGUUGAAUCCAAGCCCGGUUCUGGAAUGAAUUUAACCGAUCCCAGCUUGUCUAGAGAGACUCUUCUGCAUGCCGGCCGGAUGUCUCUCGGGGGCCCCUGGGCGUCCGGGACCCCGAGCCCUGCUUCUGAUUCUGAAAUAGGUUUUGAGCAGAACCUCUCCGGGGACUGUGGUUCUCCCGAUGGCCUUGGAGCCGGGAAGAUGAGGAGAACAGAAGUGAGGGUUUCUCUGACACCCAGUUCAGGGGGACAGAGUCCGGACCUGACCCAGGCAGGAAGUGUGUCGGCAGGCACGGCCGACGGGAAGGCUGUGGGGGGUGAGCAGAGGAUCCGCAGGCCCAUGAACGCCUUCAUGGUCUGGGCCAAAGACGAGAGGAAGCGACUGGCUGUGCAGAACCCUGACCUGCACAACGCUGUGCUCAGCAAGAUGCUCGGUCAGUCAUGGAAGGCCCUGAGUGCUACAGACAAGCGGCCAUUUGUGGAGGAAGCAGAACGUCUCCGUGUCCAGCACCUCCAGGAUCACCCAAACUACAAGUACAGGCCCCGUCGCAAAAAGACCACCAAAAAACUCAAGCGGGUUGAACCGGGGCUUCUGCUUCACAGUUUAGCCCAUGGCGGGGCACCAGGCCUUGGAUUAGGACCUGGUAUCAGCCCCUUGGGUGCAGAAAGUGUCUCUGGAGGUUCUGCUUAUGGUAAUGUAGGUGCCCACCCUUCACAUCACCAUCACUCCCACCAUCUUCUGCACUCUCUCGGGCACUUCAGGGACCUCCAGGCCCCAGGACACCUAGAGCUGGAGAGCUAUGGCCUGCCCACUCCGGAGAUGUCCCCUCUGGAUGUUCUGGAAGAUGGAGCCGGGGAAUCUGUGUUUUUCCCCCAACAUAUGCAAGAAGAGGCAGGUUUGGGAGGUUGGAUUGGCUACCACCACCACCUUCACCAUCCUAACCAGCAUUACAGCCAUAAUUACAACAACCACAGUCACCACAGCUCCAUCAAUGGCGCAGCAACACACAGUUCAGGAAUGAGUGUUGGUGCCAGUUCAAGCAACUGUUUGAACUCCAAUUUGAGUCCAGGUAGAAGUUCCAGAGUUGAUACUAGAACGAGUUCUGUCGAGUCAAAUAUGACAUCGAGCAUGAGCUCUAGGUUAAAUCCCACCUCUGGUCACCACAUUGCCUUGCGGAGUCCUGUAAAGUGCCCACCACCUCUGUCCGACUGCUCCUCCCCUGUGUCUUACCCCCAGCCCUCCAUCAGCCUCCCUGAGCCGAUAAAAUCCCACCUAACGCCACAUCAAUCCACUGCUCCUGUCGGCUACUUCAGCCAAAUGUAUGGGAACAGCACUCCAAAUGCUGCGUAUUACAUGCCCUCUCAGCUGGGGCAGCUUUCACCUCCACCUGAAACUUCUCCUUCUUCCUGCUCAUCCUCCUCCAUCCCCACAUCCACCUUCCCUCCUCCGUUGCACUUAGACCCUUCAAAUCCAGAGUCCUCCUGCCAUUUGGGGUCUUCUUCUGCUGAGUUCUGGUCCGAGGUGGACAGGCAUGAGUUUGACCAGUAUGUAAAUGUCGGAAGGAAUCGAGAGGAGGCCUACGGGCGCGGUGGGGACUGUGGGUCGAAAGUCUUGAGUGGGCGAAGUAGCAGUAGUGUAGGUAGUAGCAUGAAUAGCAGUAUUAUGAACAGGGAUGUCAGUAGCAUUUUGAGUGGUGCUGGUGGCUGUAAUGAAGAGAGCAGCCCUCUUAUAUCUGCUCUUUCUGAUGCCAGCAGUGCUGUCUACUACAGCGCCUGUAUCACUGGAUAAAUACUCCAUGAUCUCAUCUCUCGAUGUGUACCUCCUUGCAUACUGCACAGUUUGGUUUGGUUCAUUUGAACUAUUGUUACAUGAUCUGGAGGAAGUAUGUUGGGAACAUUAGUUUUGGCUCAUUUUCUUAGCCAUUGUCAUGCCUUGCUUGUCUCUCACAGUCUCCAACUCUCAAUUUAAAAGCUUUUCUUCAUUCUAAAAAAGAAAGAUGCAGACAAGUGUUUUUUAUCAUACCAACUUUUACUGGAGCUAGAGCUGGUUAGAGAAAAAAACUGUUUUCUUUUUAAAUGUGCAAACUGGAAAAAUAAAAACUUAAGUAGCAAAGAAAGCACUUUUGUCAAAUAAAAAAAAAAAAUGAAAACGCUGAAUACUUCGUUUAGAUUGAUUAAUGCAUCCUUGAACAUUAUCUUGAAUGAUUGUCUGGCUAGCUAAGCAGCAUUCAUUGAUAUCUACAUGCUAGUGUGGCUAGCUGAGAUUGUGUUAACUUGCUAGUAUGGGUAAUUAGAUAUGCAUGGAUUACUAGUUCAUGGCAACUUUUAGGCAGAAGUUCUAGCAGGAGGUUUUGGCUUCUGCUGAGCAAUUGCAAAAUGAGCUACUGUCAGUCACUUAGCUAGCAUAGGGAAUCAGAAAAAAACUCACCAUUUCUGUUGCAUCACUCCCAGCUUGAUGCUCUUCAUCAAGAUGAGUGCGUGUUAAUCCAAAUGAAUACAGUAUCACAGAAAGAUCUUCAGAACUUGUAAUAUUUUGACUUUAGACACUCAAGGAAAAGAAAGAAAUAGGCCUACGUAUGCCAGGCAGACAAACUAAAAAAGCAUUGUGUGUUUUCACCUACUCAUAAAGGGUGCUCGGUCUGUGUUAGCAUGUGUAAUGCUAAUAAACCAGGAGUCUUUAUCAAUAGCUGGAAACAUUUAUGACCUGGAAGCUGUUCUGGUGGCUACAUAGUCGGAAGGAUUCAGGGAUGUAGGAUAUCAACUAGUUAAAUUGCCUACCUGCUUCUACCUGUGCCACAGAUUUCGUUUGUCUGCACUCUAACCCUUUCUGGUGACAGACAGUACAUGCUACAGGAAGAUUAUGCAAGCAAAAUGAUUUCUUUAAUUGCACUGUGUGUACUCUGGUCAACAGAAAAAUCCACGGCUAUGACAAAUCUGAAUUUUAAGACCAUCUCGUAUCAUUAUUGACCUUUAAUCUCAGGACCAGACAAAUAUUCAUCUCAGCUGAACUUUAUGAAUUUAAUUUAAUCCAUUCUGUCCAUUAAAUGGGAACAUGAAGAACAAUGAGAAAUUUGGGAGAUGGUGAGAGAAAGAAAGACUGGAUAGGAGAGACUUGAUCCAGCCUCCACAUGUAUAUCUCAGCAGUGUUGUCGGGAAAGCCUUGGCCACGGCCCCGAGCAGACCACUGAUGUCUCCCACAAACUGUAAGGAUGUUUUACAAGCCGGGUCGGUUUUUUUUUUUUUUUCUGACCGUGAUACAUGCCGUUCCCUCUCUGUCUCAGUCCAUGACAGGGCCUCAUGUCAAACUCCCUGCCAAAAUAUGCAAGUUUUAAGUUGCUUUGCUUCCUGGCAAACACGGAUAUGUUGAUGAAUCAAAGAUCAUUCUUUAUGACCAGUAAGCCUCUCUGGUAUAACAAGCAUAUCACUUGUUUAAACAAAAUGUCUUUUUUUUAAAGUUAAAAAGUGUAAUUUAGUUCUACAAAUAACAGAAGAUUGGGGUCUGCAAAUAAAGUGCUAUUGGAACGAGUCUAAAGCUUCACUUUAUACUUCAAAAAUCAUCAUGUCUAUAAGGUCUGCAUAUUUGCAAGUUCGUGCAAAGCAACAUAGAUAUUGGUUAACCGUUUGGUUACAAUUACAAAUUGUUCCAUUCUUAAUUUCAUUAGAACGUUUAUGGAUAAUUGUUCAUGUGGUAAGUCUUAUUAUUUUUGGAAAUCUGGUUUUGAUGUAGCCUUUGACUGUAUAUAUAUAGAUGCUAUGCCUCUUGGCAGCAUGUGAAGGAGAAAUUGAAACUAUGAAAAGUUCUCUUUGCACUGGGUUUAAUGUCUUAGCUGUAUAGAAGGAACACUACUUAUUAAAAGCCAAACAAUUUAAAUGUUGUACAGAAAGGACUGUGUUUUUUUUUUAUGUUUCUUUUAUUAAAGGAAUAGUUUGACAUUUUAGGAAAUGGGUUUGCUUUCUUGCUGAGAGUUAGAUGAGAAGAUUGAUGCCAUUCUCUUGUCUGUUUUUUAAAUACGGAACAGCUGGCCUCUUUUGCUUCAAAAUCAAAAAGUCCACCUACCUGCUGGUAGGUGGACUAAUACCUACUAGCUAACAUGUUGUAUCGUCUUGUUUAAUGUGUACCCAAACAGAAAUCUAGAGAGAAUCAUUUUUGGUUGUGGACCAAUUUAAUUAAAGGUGUUAAUUAUGGACCGAUCCAGACUAGCUUUAUCACCCUGUGUGUGUGUGUGUGUGUGUGUGUGUGUGUGUGCUAAACUAUGCUAAUCGCCUCCCGGCUCCAGCUCUGUACUUAUCCCACAGACACGACAGUGACAACGACAGUCACACUCUCAAUGUGAAUAAGCCUAUUUCCCCCAAAUGUUAAACUACUCCUUUAAAGCAUUGGAGCAGUGCGUUUCCACUGUUCUUUUCUUUUGUCGUUCAUCCAAAAUGUAUGUGUAUUGUGUGUGUAAACUUGCCUUCAAAAGGAAAUCUAUAAGUGUAAAGAUCUCUUGUAGAUCUGUAUGGGUCUUUAAUGGGUUACAUGUUCCACUUAGUGACACCAGCAAACCCAGAAAUGUUCCCUCCCACACCAAUGUUAUUUACCUGCGUGGCUGGAAAUGAAAACAACAAAUUUAUUCGGGCUGAGAAAAUCAAAAUCCACACUUGUAGCCACUGUAGAGGUCUCUCUGUAUGUGAAGGAUAUACUGUAUGCUGUAAUAUUUAUGAAUACAGUGGGAGCAAGUCUCUCUUGAAGGAUUUAGCCUGCAUCUGUUCUGCAUUAGUCCUACAGACAAUCCUUUUUUUUUUUUUUUUUUUGUACAUGAAACAGUAGAACAAAAUUGUGUAUCUUGUACAGUGAAACCAGUUAUAUUUACCACACUGUUACUUGUGGCCACCGUUGGUUGAAAACAGAGCAACAGUAGAUUUUUCCAAACAUUUCCUCUAGAGGAUGGAGCCGCAGAGAAGCGGCAGUUCAAGCAAAGUAUUAAAAAAAAAAAAAUACUUCUACAUCUGCAUUAGACAUUCUUCUCUGUUGACACCAAACAGCCUUGUUUCCAUUCUAAUUUACUGUGACACACAAAGAACAUCAGAGAGACAGGCAGGGCUUCUUCUUUUUUUUGAGUCGUGCAAUAACUCUGGGGCUUUUGGUAAUAAUUAUCUGAAAAAAAAAAAAAAUACAAAAGAAACACCCAAGAUAUUGGGAUUAAAACAAAGGACAUUUUCUCAGCAGUCAUAUAACGACAAAUUAAAAGCAGGAUUUUCCCAGAAGUGUAGUUGUGAUGCUUCUAAAUCUGUCUGACAGGGAUCAUUUUUACAUUUUGUGCAGAGAAUAGUUUUGUUUGUGUUCAUAUUUGAGAAAUGUGGGUUGGCUGUAAUUGGAAAAUGGAUGGAAAAUAAUGUGACAAAAUAAACUCUUCUAAGGUUUCA